ACAGGACAUGAUCGUAUUGUUUUGAAGCAUCUGAGCGGAGGGCAAGGGUCCAUGGUCAAGUCAACAAAUUGUAGGACUUUGUUGAACGGUUUAUACUCUGUUCUUUUUUUAUUAUAUUCUAGUUAGUUAUGUUCUAGUAUGAUUGACUGUCAUUGGACGUUCCAGUGCCUAUUAAAUCUUCAUGACAUGCUGUAUUAUAGAUACAUUGACCGCUGUAGUAAUUCAAUGCCCUCUGGUCUAAGCACAUGCUUAUGUUCAAGAAGAUGCACCUCUCAAGGCAUGAUCUUGGCAUGAUUCACACACAGUGAUCAUUUAUCACCUGCUAAGAAGUCUUCGCCCCGUCUGAAUGCUCCAGGCUUUACCUCGGCUGUGCAGAGCCAUGGAGAGGAUUCGUCGCGUGGGAGCUCACCUCAGCAGCAUGGCUCAAAACGGCAGCACCGAGAACGGAAAAGCCGUCACCGCCGCCAUCAUCAUCGUCGGCGAUGAGAUUCUCAAGGGUCACACGGCAGACACGAACAGCACUUUCCUGUGCCGCGGCCUGCGCAAGCUGGGAGUCAGUGUGCAGCGCAUUUCGGUGGUGCCUGAUGUGCAGGAGGUCAUCGCUAAGGAAGUGGCCGCGCUCUCACCAACGGUAACACACCUGAUCACGGCGGGUGGCAUCGGGCCCACGCACGACGACGUAACCUUCGAAGCGGUGGCCCUGGCAUUCGAUGAGAGUCUGCAUGCCCACCCAGACCUCACACGCCUUCUCGAGCAGUUCUUCGGUACUGUCGAUUCUACCAGUGCCACAAUGAAACUUGCCAUGGUGCCCUCUUCUGCAAGGCUGAACUACGGCCGCGAUCCUCAGAGCGGCGAACCUCUGCGCUUCCCACUCGUCAGCGUGCGCAACGUCUACAUGUUCCCUGGCAUUCCUACACUCCUGGAGCGAGCAUUCAAUGGCCUGGAACACCUGUUUGCCAGCCCGGGGACUGCUUUCCACACGCGUGAGGUGUUCGUGGAUGCUGACGAAAGAGAAAUCGCGCCCAUCCUGACGAGGCUGCAGUCAGAAUGGGGAAAGCAGAUCGCGCUCGGAUCGUAUCCCGACUGGCUGAGUAACUACUUCCGUGUGAGGCUGGUGCUAGACUCGGAUAGUGCCAACAAGGUGGAGAGGGCACAGGCCCAGCUAGAGGAGGAGCUGCCUAAAGGGAGUGUGGUGCCGCUGGUCAGCGAUCCGGUAGCCGUUGCUCCUCAUGAGGUCUAUUUACUCGCCUUGAAUGGCUCACCCCUUGGGGAGAAAGUAGCUGCAGCUCUGAGGACGAUUGAGAAGGCACUGGAUCAUUACCGACUGAAUGAGAUCUGCAUCGGCUUCAACGGUGGCAAAGACUGCACGGUGCUGCUGCAUCUUUUCUAUGCUGCCCUUAAACGCCGCUAUCCAGACAGCAAAGACAAGGUGAAAGCACUGUACAUCCGAAUCGUCUCCCCAUUCCCAGAGAUGGAAAAAUUUCUACAGGACACGAUAAAAAGAUACGAACUGGACCUGUUAGCUGUGGAGGGAAACAUUCGUCAGGCUCUUAUUGAUGUGCAGGAGAAGAGACCUGAGCUCCGUGCUGUUCUCAUGGGCACCAGACGCACUGAUCCAUACUCGCACACCCUCACCGCCCUCUGCCCCACAGACCCAGACUGGCCUCCCUAUAUGAGAGUCAACCCAUUACUGGAUUGGACAUAUCAUGACAUCUGGAUGUUCCUGAGGACCCUUUAUGUCCCAUACUGCAUUCUAUAUGACAAAGGUUACACUUCACUGGGGAGCAUGGAUAACACUUUUAGGAACCUUUCUCUCCAAGAGGUGGAUGACAGGGGUGUAACACAUUAUAGACCUGCUUAUCAGCUGGAGAAAGAAGAAGAGGAGCGCAGCUCGAGGACAUGAUGUCAUACAAGUGUAGGUUCGGAUGCUCACAAUGAGGGAUUGAGAAGGCAGGGAGAAACUGGAAAACAUACAUCUAUGAAUCUUCAGUAACCGUCCUGCCCAGGGUCAGUCACAGUGGCUCCUGAGCCAAUCAUAGCAACACUGGGUGAAUAUUUCCCCCGAAUGGGAUGCUAUGAUGCCAUGACAUGUAUGAGAUAUAAUCUGCAUAUUAAAAGUGCUUGUCCUUUUAAUACUUGACUGAAUUUUGUGCUUGUGUUUCCAUUAAAAUGGAAAGUGACCAAAAAACUGAACGGCUAAAUAAACAUUUUAACAGUA
Silurus meridionalis is the source of this 2218-nucleotide messenger RNA. RefSeq names its product flavin adenine dinucleotide synthetase 1 (gene flad1). The transcript is spliced from 8 exons. Gene Ontology annotation, biological process: FAD biosynthetic process. Gene Ontology annotation, molecular function: FMN adenylyltransferase activity. The record is from RefSeq and is a predicted model, not a curated record. The coding region runs from base 347 to 1903 and encodes 518 amino acids. Lineage: Eukaryota; Metazoa; Chordata; Actinopteri; Siluriformes; Siluridae.